Messenger RNA from Symbiodinium pilosum, 599 nucleotides. Lineage: Eukaryota; Dinophyceae; Suessiales; Symbiodiniaceae. The record is from the annotation of a GenBank genome assembly.
AUGCCGACCUGUUCCGAUCUGGAAGUCUUGGUGAGCGCUUCGCCUUCUGGCUGGUUCCGGCCGCAGCCCAGGCGGACAGCCGGCGUGUCCUUUCUGAACUUGGGCGGGUUGGCGAAUGCCGCAACAUCAGCUGCUGGGGCACUGGGUGGCGCAGUUGGUGGGAUGGCGGGCGCGGGUCAAAGCAAACUUCUGCCGGAGCCUAAGGCAGAAACUCCACGAGAGCGUUUCAAGCUCAUGCUGGAGGUGAAGCGGACAGGCUAUCCUGAUGACCAUUCGCCACAGCCAGACGCUGGUAGCCCCGGCCAGCUUGGCUUCGCAGCGCUGCACUGGUCCAGACACCAGGUUGCCAAUGCCCUCCGUGCCAUGGAGAGCAUGCGCUUCGUGGAGCAGCAAGCUCUCGUGGCCAAAGGAAUUGCCGACAAAGCUGCGGCACAACUUACCUAUUUGAUGGAAUCACCCUGCCUCAGAGGGGUGACGCAACCCGCAGAAGCGGCCAGCCUCCCCAACGAGAAGGAGGAAGAGCUCCUAGCCAACUCCAACACGCAACUGCGCGUUUCGCUCUGCCCAAUGGUAUGGCAUGGCCUUCCGACGUGCAACAG